GUUUGCUACUAAAUAAAAUAAUAAAAAAACCUUGUCAUCGAAUUGUUAACAAUAAUUUAAAAAAAGCCAUAAUUUAAACAAAAAUACGGCCGUUAUCUAGUUUUUAAAAUUUAAUACCUUAAAAAAAAUAUUAGUUUUAUUUUUAAAACUCUAGUUAGUUAAACGUAAACGUGCGCAAGUUUUACCAACAAAAGCUCAAAGCUUAAGCUAAGCUUAAAAACCAACCUACAAAUAACUUUCAUUCACUUACGUAAGCAAUAUUUUGUUUUUAUUAUUAUAAAUUCUAAAAUUUAACUGCAACGCCCGCUCUACGCUUCAUUUGUGAUCAACUGUCAGUCAGUCAGUUCAGUCGAAGCAACAGCACUAGCAGCAGCCAAAAACACUUGUGUUUUUAGCCGCUCAUUUGAAUUUGUUUGUUGUACGCGUUUUAAAAACACUCUUUCAAAAUUCUAACCUUAACAAAUUUUAAACUUCAACCACAGCCUAUGCAUAAAAUGGCAGCACCCACUGGAGCAGCGCCCGCCGGCGGGAUAGAAGGUGCCUUGUCGGCCCCCAAAUACGGUACACUGAUACCGAAUAGAAUUUUUGUGGGCGGUAUAAGUGGCGACACAACAGAAUCCGAUUUGUGUCGUGUCUUCUCCGCCUAUGGUAAUGUUAAGUCCACAAAGAUCAUAGUGGAUCGUGCUGGAGUUAGUAAAGGUUACGGAUUUGUUACUUUUGAAACGGAACAGGAAGCUCAAAGGCUGCAAACCGAUGCUGAAUGUGUUGUACUGAGGGAUCGUAAAUUAAAUAUUGCACCAGCCAUUAAAAAACAGUCAAUUGUGGCUGCAAAUGGUGCUGUCUAUUACACAACUACACCUCCAGCUCCCAUUAGUAAUAUGCCUAUUGAUCAAUUUGCCGCCGCUGUUUAUCCACCAGCCGCUGCAGCAGCUGGUGUGCCAACAAUUUACCCACCUUCAAUGCAAUAUCAACCAUUCUAUCAAUACUACAGUGUGCCAAUGAAUGUACCCACCAUUUGGCCCCAAAAUUAUCAAGGUAUUUAUCCAUGUUAAUUUUGAGGAUUAAACAAAAUACAAACCAAAAUAUAUAUAAAAAACAGCAACAACAACAAAUAAAAGUAAAAUUUUAAACCACCAUCCCAUCAUAUAUAAAAUCAAUUAAACAACAACCGAUAAACCAACCAAACAACCAACCAACAACAACAACCACAGCUAUAAAACUACAAUAAUUAUAGAGAGAAAAACAUUUUAACAACAAAUUAUUAAAAUACUACAGAAAUUAAGAGAAAAAAAUUAGAAAAAUAAACCAGAAAUUGCAACUACAAUAACAAAAACAAAAAACAACGCACUUUUCUGAAAUAUAUGAAAAAUAAAAGGAUAAAAUAGCAAACGGAAACUAAACCGAAGAAAAAAAACGUAUUUUUUUUUUUUCAAUAAUUUGUAAGGAUGAUAGAUAGACAGCAACAACAACCAGAAAAACAAACCAACUACAGCAACAUCAACAAUACAUACACUACAACAAAAACAACAAUACUGAGAGAACUACCGAAAAAAAAUUUAUUAUAAUCAUUAAGCAUAAAUUACUACAAGAAGCUCAUUUUAUAUAGAGUGUACUACUAACCUAAUACAUUUUUACUCUUCUCCUUGUACAACCAAAAAAUAAAAACAACAAUAAAUAUUACGUAUACUACUCGU
Molecule: messenger RNA, 1694 nt
Organism: Lucilia sericata (common green bottle fly)
Lineage: Eukaryota; Metazoa; Arthropoda; Insecta; Diptera; Calliphoridae
Product: protein boule
Molecular function (GO): RNA binding
Source: RefSeq, a predicted model, not a curated record